Molecule: messenger RNA, 4206 nt
Organism: Pogona vitticeps (central bearded dragon)
Lineage: Eukaryota; Metazoa; Chordata; Lepidosauria; Squamata; Agamidae
Gene: CCDC171
Product: coiled-coil domain containing 171
Source: RefSeq, a predicted model, not a curated record
UCGGAAGUAGCCGUUGCAAAGGCUUUCACGGGGUGUGUGUGCGCGCGCCUUGGUUUUCCUGUUAGUCCCUGGGUCCUAGCGCCCCGGGAUAGCGUGGUGGGCUGUCUUGACCACGAGCGUAUGAGCUGUUCAUAUCUGGUUCCUUCGCAACGCUUUUGCUGCUCCUCUAAAACUCAAGACACAGCGGGCAGCAGGGCUUCUGGAAAGAUAUUCUCUCACAGUCAAAGUGAGCCAGAAAUGGAAACAGAGGAAGAUCUGAGAAGAAAACUUCUUCAAGUCAGGAAAGAACUACUGGAUAUAACUGUUCAACACAAUGCAGAGGUAUCAAACUAUGAGUGCCGGUUUGUCAAGCUUCGAGCAGAAUUUGAAAGAAGUGAGGCUGUGCGACAAAGUCUGGAGUAUGAACUUGCUGUUGCGAGGAAAGAAGUUGCUAAUGAACGGUUUUCAGCAGAGGACAAGUUAGGUGAAGCAAAGAAACAAAUUGAACAGUUUGAAGCAAUGAUUAGAGCUUACCAGCAGAAAUUGAGUGACAUGGAGAGAAGCUAUCAUGUUGCUAAGAAGCAAUGGGAUGAGAGAGAACAAAGACUUAUAAAUGAUGUAUCAGAACAGGAACUAAUUAUUAAUACUUGUAAAAGUGAAUACGAGUCCCUUUUGAAGGAGAGGACUAAGCUGGACCACAUGUUGAAGGAGACUUUGGAACAGCAGAAGGAGCAGAAGAGCUUGAUAGAGUCAGAGAUCAGGGAAGAGGCAGCAGAGGAAUUUAGGUGUCAGGCAGAGCAAUGGAAAGCAGAAAGAAAUGAACUCCAGUUUCUGUUGCAGGAGAGUGACAGUGCAAUGCAGAAUGUUCAGAAGAAAAUCCAAAACCUGGAAAUGGAACACAGUAACUGUUCAGAAGCUCUGAGACGGCAGAUCAGUGACCUUGAAUUCAGUGCAAAACGAGAGGCUCAGCUUAAAAAAGAACUUGAGGCAGCUACAGCACGCAUAAAGAAACUGGAAGAAAACAUUGAGGCAGAAAGAGCAGCCCAUUUGGAAUCAAAAUUUAAUUCUGAAAUAAUUCAGCUAAGGAUUCGAGAUCUUGAAGGAGCUCUGCAAGUGGAGAAGGCCAGCCAAGCAGAAGCAUUUUCUGAUAUGGAAAUGAUCAAAGCCAAAUUUAAAGAGGUAGAAAAUGCCUAUGAGAGAGAAAAGCAUAAUGCUCAUGAGACCUUAGAGAAACUCACAAUGCUAGAAAGGGAGUAUCUCUCUGUAAACAAACAGCUAAAUGAAGAGCUAGAAGAGAAGAAGAAAGUAAUUACAGACUUUUCAGAGAGACUCCAGGAUAAUGAAAAAAGUUACAAAGAAUUACAAGACGAACUUUUCCUGACCAAGAAACGGCAGGCCUUCCAAACAGAGACCUGUGAAAACAACAUGAGAGAGCUGCAGUUACUCUUGGACAGCUUUCCUGUGUCAGGCCCACGGACAGCAGGCAUUCAGAAGGACAAAGAUAAACCUCCAAGCUUCACUCUUGUCCUUGAGACUUUGAGGCAUACCUUGACAGAUUACCAGAACAAGCUGGAAGAUGCAUCUAAUGAGCUAAAGAAAAUGAAAAUUCUCUCUGAGAAAAUGGCAAAAGAGCUCGAGUCUUCCCAACACCAACUGAGAUCCCAAAAUCAAGAACUUAAGGAAGCACAGAAUAAACUUGGUGAUGCCAACAAAGAGUUAAACCAUCUGCAGGCUAAGUGUGCAGAUCAAGAAUCUUUAAUACCAACCUUAAAAAUGGAGCUACAGGAUGUACUGCACUGCUGGGAGAAAGAGAAAGGACGUUCAAAAGAAUCUGAAAAUGACAUCCAGAAGCUUACACAGGCUUAUGAGAAGGAUACAGAGGAGAAGCUAACUUUCCUCCAUACUUUAUACCAGCACUUGGUAGCUGGCUGUGUUCUUAUAAAACAACCAGAAGGCAUCCUGGAUAAAUUCUCUUGGCCAGAGCUUUGCACAGUCUUGCAGGAGAAUGUUGAUGCCCUGAUCUUAGACCUCAGCAAGGCUAAUGAGAAGAUAUCUCACCUUGAAUAUGUUUGUAAGAACAAGUCGGAUACAAUGAGGGAGCUUCAACAGACCCAAGAAGAUACUUUUAACAAACUAGCCGAACAGAUGAAAGUGCAGGAAAGCUGUUGGCUGAAGCAGAAGAGAGAAUUGGAACAGCAAUAUGCUGGACUCCUUGGGGAAGUUCAUGCAAGGGCACAGAAAUAUGAGGAAAUGGCAGAAAAAAACAAAGAGAAAUUUGCUGCUGCUGCAAAGAUACAGGAGCAAUUACUCCUUGAAAAUUCAAACUUCAAAAGCAUGUGGGCGCAGACUCAAAAGGAACAUACGUCACUGCUGGCUGCCUGUGCACUUUUAUCUGGUGCUUUGUAUCCUCUGUAUAGUCGAGCAUGUGCUCUGUCCAUGCAAAGGGACUUCCUUCAAGAUCAGGUCAACACUUGUGACAUUUUCAAACAGGAAAUUCAGACUUUGGCUAAUGCACUCUCUGAAACAGAAGAAUGGAAACAAAGCGAUGGCAAGAUGAUGAAGAAAAAGCAUGACAAAGGCUUGAUACGUGUCUUCCGCAAAGGCGUCAUUGCAGUGCUGGCAGCCAACAGACUUCAGAUUUUGGGCCAGUCGUGUAGUGCCCUCUUCUCGUGGGUGGACAGCUUCAGAGAAGGCAUCGGAAUCUUAGUCUGCAUAGGAGACUCUAAGGAUGUACAUCACCUGUCAAAGCAACAGAAGAAACAAAUCCGUUCACUUCAAGCCUUCAAUUGGUUCACCAGUCAUGACCUUCUUGCUGCAGUCCUUAGUUCUAUGGUUGAACUUCAGGAAGUCAUUAACAAGACAGAUCUGAAUUCCUGGCUUUCGGGACAUUUACUUACCAGCGCAGCAAGAAGUUCUUUCUCAAAAUUCAUGGAGAGACUUUGUAUCGUGAUGGAAGUUGCUACAGCAGACUGCAGCAGAAAUAUUACUUAUUCAGAGAAAGACUCUUUGGUUCAGAGACUGGCUCGUGGGCUUCAUAAACUAAAUGCAGAGGCUCUUAAAGGAGACAUAAAUGACAGAGCCCCUGUUACGAAAAGCAUAGCAUCCUUGCAGAGGCAAAUAUUUGAAUUUACACAAAGGCUGCAUGCAGCAGAAGUGGAACGGAGGUCACUACGUUUAGAGCUUACGGAAUUCAAAGGGAAUUUGAAUGAGUUGAAGAAAGAGGCUGAUAAAGCCCAGAACCUACAAGAGCAAUUAAAUGCAUUUAAGCAAUCUAAAUUGAUUACCCACGAGAGGUUUGAAAGUGCAUGUGAAGAGCUAAAUAAUGCAUUACUUCGGGAGCAGCAGGCACAAAUGCUGUUGAAUGAACAAGCACUGCAGCUCCAAGAAUUGCAGUAUAAACUUGAAUUGCAUUCCUGUGAAGAAGCAGACAAAAACCAAACCCUCAGUGAAGCUGUAAAAAGUCUCUCCCAGGCAAAGAUGGAGCUGAGAAGAAAAGAUCAAUCUCUGCAUCAGCUCAAUAGACAUCUUACCCAGCUGGAGCAGGACAAGCGUCGACUGGAAGUGAGCAUCCGUGAUGCAGAGAGUGCCCUCCGCAUGGCAGCAAAAGACAAAGAAUUAAUUGCCAGUCAGAUGAAAUCUGUGGAAUCUACCCUGCAGAAUGUCAGAGAUCAGAUCUCGCUGUCACGGACUGUGGCAACCAGGAAUGACUUCACCCUCCAGCUACCUAAGUUGCACCUGGAGACCUUUGCAAUGGAAGGGCUGAAGGGCGGCCCAGAGGUUGUGGCAUUCCAGGCUAUGAUUGUAAGCUUUAUGGAGGUCUACCAGCUUGUGAGCUCCAGGGUUGCAACACUAGAAAGAGAAAUAACUUCCCAUAAGCAACAUAUCUCAGCUCUGAAAUCAGAACUCCAAACAGCCUGCCUUCGUGAAAGUGAAACCUUGUGCUCUGACUCACGAAACACUUCAAGCAUCCCUGCAGCUUCAAGAUCAUUACACCAGCUAAACCAAAGUUGCAUUCCAGAUUUUUUGCCCCUGAAGGCCGAAUCGGAUUACGAUACAUCUUCCAUUUUAGUGCAGGACAAACCCUAUUCUCCAGUUUCUUCGUUCUAUUUGUCAACCCUAAAUGUUACCGCUGCCACAAAAUAGGCAAUGUAAAACAGAUAGUGAAUUUGGUAUUUUUGUAAGCAUUUGGAGGUAGGGAGAACCUAACUAAAAUCUAUUUUAUUUCAA